Molecule: messenger RNA, 7609 nt
Organism: Fundulus heteroclitus (mummichog)
Lineage: Eukaryota; Metazoa; Chordata; Actinopteri; Cyprinodontiformes; Fundulidae
Gene: kif16ba
Product: kinesin family member 16Ba
Exons: 25
Coding region: 354-7268 (2304 amino acids)
Biological process (GO): microtubule-based movement
Molecular function (GO): microtubule binding; ATP binding; microtubule motor activity
Source: RefSeq, a predicted model, not a curated record
UAUCUCUCCGGUAUUUUGUCCCUGCGGAGCUUCCAUACAUCCCAGUGUUUUUAUCAGCUGACGCAGCGGCUGCUCCAGCUCGGUUAGCGGGACACUGGUUACCGGAACCGGGCAUGUGAUCCGCUUCGUGCCGCGGCUUCGAUAACAUUCAUCCAGGCAGGAACCCCCCGCCUCCCCCCGCCGUUAUCAGCGCAGUUUGCUCCGCCUGGUCCUCACUCCGCCGGUUAUCUCGCUGACUUUUGCCCCCCGAGGCGCCGCUAGCCGCGGCUAGCCUCCCGGCUAGCAGCCGCUAUAAAGGAGCGGGGAGCCGCGGCUCAGCGACCGGGAGAAGGCGCUCCGCUGCGGGAUGAGCCAUGGCGUCUGUCCGGGUGGCUGUGCGGGUCAGGCCGAUGAACAGGCGGGAGAAGGACCUGGCUGCCAGGUGCAUCAUCCAGAUGGAGGGAACCAAAACCAGCAUCACCAACCUGAAGAUCCCAGAUGGAGUGGCUGGAGACUCCAUGAGGGAACGGACCAGAACCUUCACCUACGACUUCUCCUACGACUCCAUGGACUCUAAGAGCUCCUCGUUCGUCUCGCAGGAGAAGGUGUUCAGGGACCUGGGUUCUGACGUGCUGAAGGCCGCCUUCGAGGGCUACAACGCCUGCGUCUUCGCCUACGGUCAGACCGGCUCUGGGAAGUCCUACACCAUGAUGGGGCUUCCAGGUGACGCCGGCCUCGUCCCGCGGUUCUGUGAGAGUUUGUUCAGCCGGAUCUCUGAUGCGUCGCGUCGGGAUGAAGCUUCGUUCCGCACAGAAGUCAGCUACCUGGAGAUCUACAACGAGCGGGUGAGGGACCUGCUGAGGAGGAAGUCCACCCACACCUACAACCUGAGAGUGCGGGAGCACCCCAAAGACGGGCCCUACGUGGAAGAUCUGUCCAAACACCUGGUCCAGAACUACAGCGACGUGGAGGAGCUGAUGGAGGCGGGAAACAUCAACCGGACCACGGCCAGCACCAGCAUGAACGACGUCAGCAGCCGCUCCCACGCCAUCUUCACCAUCAACUUCACGCAGGCCAAGUUUGACGCUGAGAUGCCGAGUGAGACGGUCAGUAAGAUCCAUCUGGUGGAUCUGGCCGGCAGCGAGCGAGCCGAGGCCACCGGCGCCACCGGCGUCCGCCUGAAGGAGGGCGGCAACAUCAACAAGUCGCUCGUCACGCUGGGGAACGUCAUCUCUGCUCUGGCUGACAUGGCGCAGGACGGCGGGAACCCCGGCCUGAAGAAGAAGGCGGUCUUUGUUCCCUACAGAGACUCUGUGCUGACGUGGCUGCUGAAGGACAGCCUGGGCGGGAACUCCAAGACCAUCAUGAUCGCAACCGUCUCCCCCGCGGACGUGAACUACGGCGAGACGCUCAGCACGCUGCGCUACGCUAACCGGGCCAAGAACAUCAUCAACAAGCCCACCAUCAACGAGGACUGCAACGUGCGGCUGAUCCGGGAGCUGCGGGCCGAGAUCGCCCGGCUGAAGGCGCUGCUGGUUCAGGGGAACCAGAUCGCUCUGCUGGAUUCGCCCACCGCUCUGAGCAUGGAGGAGAAGCUGCACCAGAACGAGGCCCGGGUUCUGGAGCUGACCAAAGAGUGGACCAACAAGUGGAACGAGACCCAGAACAUCCUGAAGGAGGAGACGCUGGCGCUGAGGAAGGAGGGGAUCGGCGUGGUUCUGGACUCGGAGCUGCCGCACCUGAUCGGCAUCGACGACGACCUGCUCAGCACCGGCAUCAUCCUGUACCACCUGAAGGAGGGACGGACCUACGUGGGCCGGGAGGACGCGUCCAGCGAGCAGGACAUCGUUCUGCACGGUCUGGACCUGGAGAGCGAGCACUGCGUGUUUGAGAACCAGAACGGGACGGUGACGCUGGUACCGCUGGGCGGAGCUCAGUGUUCGGUCAACGGGGUUCUGGUGACGGCGCCGUCGCAGCUCAACCAAGGAGCCGUUAUUCUGCUCGGCCGGACCAACAUGUUCCGCUUCAACCAUCCCAAGGAGGCAGCCAAGCUGAGGGAGAAGCGGAAGAGCGGCCUCCUGUCCUCCUUCAGCCUCUCCAUGACGGACCUGUCCAGGUCCUGCGAGAACCUCUCCACCGUCAUGCUCUACAACCCGGGUCUCUUCACUCAGAAGGGCCCCCCCGUCCUCCUCAGGCUGGAGUUUGAGCGGCAGCAGAGAGAAGAGCUGGAGAAGCUGGAGAUGAAAAGGAGGCUGAUCAAAGACAUGGAGGCCAAGCAGCUGAGCGAGAAGGCGGAGCUGGAGCGCCUCCAGCAGGAGGUGGAGAGUCAGCGCAAGGAGUCGCAGGAGGUGCAGCAGCGGAUCCUCCGUCAGGAGGAGAGCCUGCGCCGCCGCAGCCAAGACAUCGAGAGCCGCCUGCGGGACUUCUUGGCUGAAAAGGAGCGUUUCGAGGAGGAGCGGCGCUCCGAGGUCCAGGAGGUGGAGCUGCAGCGCAGAAAGCUGCAGCAGGAGGAGGAAGAGGCGGAGGAGCAGGAGGUGAAGCGGCGGCAGCAGGAGGCCGCGGAGCAGACGGAGAUCUACCGCGAGCUGGAGCGUUUGAAGAAGGAGCGCGAGGAGCAGCAGGUGCGGCUGGAGAUGGAGCGGCGGCGGCUGGAGGAGCAGGAGCGGGAGCAGCUUAGCCUGGUCGGGAGGCUGGAGGAGCAGCUGAGGGAGAAACAGGAGGCGGCUGCCGCCCUGCGGACCAGGGAGGACGUCCGGCGCCUGGAGGAGGAGCGCCGGGCGCUGACGGACAUCAGAGAGGCGCUCCUCCGGGCCAAGGAGGCCGCCGAGCGCACCGACGUGGAGGACGCCAGCAAGGAGGCGCGAGCCGUGCAGAAGCAGUACACGGCCUUCAAGGAGGCGCAGGUGAGGGAGCUGGGAAGGCUGGAGGAGGGGCUGCGUCAGCAGAAGGAGCUGCUGGAGGAGGAGGUGGCCGCAGAGAAGAGCACGCUGCUGCUCCUCGCCCGCGGACUGAAGGAGCGGCAGCAGCAGCUGAAGGAGGCGCAGCAGAGAGGAGCGCAGGACGCCACGGCCGCCGGCCACGAGGAGCAGCUCCUCCGGCAGGCGGAGCACCGGCUGCACUUCAAGGAGCGACAGCUGGCCAACCUGGCCGGCGGCCUCCUCCCCGCGCUGGCCGAGGAGAAGCAGCGGGCGGCGGAGGUGCUGGAGCGCAGCGCCGCGGGGAGCAACCAGAACCAGGAGGCGCCGCCGGGCCUGGACAACACGCUGUUCCAGGUGGAGAAGGAGCUGGAGGACAAGGAGGACAAGCUGCACCUCCACUGGCACGGGGCGCAGCAGCUGCAGCAGCUGCAGGAGACGUACGAGUUCACGGCCAACGUGGCGCGGCAGGAGGAGAAGGUGAGGAGGAAGGAGAAGGAGAUCCUGGAGUCCCAGGAGAAGCAGCAGCGGGAGGCCAUGGAGCAGGCGGUGGCCCGGCUGGAGAGGAGGCACUCCGCCCUGAGGCGCAGCGCCUCCCUGGAGCCCGACGCCGAGGAGCAGCGCUGUCCCGGCGAGCUGGACCAGCACAGGGUGGAGCGUGAGAUCCAGAAGCUGCGGCAGAGGAUCAGCGAGGGCGAGAACCAGAACCGCAACCAGAACCGCAACCAGUCCGUCUGCGGCGAGGAGAAGUCGGGCCGCAGCAGCUCCCCGGUCGGCCACAUCCAGAGUCUGAACACGCUGCUGUCGCUCUCUGACGACAGGAUCAACGCCUACAUCGAGGAGGAGGUCCAGCGGCGGAUCCGGAAGAUGAACCUGCUGAACGGCACCGGCAGCGUGGAUCUGUCGCUGUCCUGCGAGUCUCUCGGGGACGACCAGGAAGUUAGCGACACUAGUUCUGUUAGCUUAACCGCUGAGGACGAUGAAAAGCUGCAGAACGUAAACCCACGGAGGCUGAAGUACGAGAACACCUGCUGGUCUGACCUCCUGGGCUCUCCGGGGUUUGAGAAAAGUUUCCUCCCUGACGUCCAGAACGUGUUUGAAGAACCAAAGAAUGACCUCCUGGCGCCUCAGACAGAAAAACGUCUGGAAUCCUCAGAGGAAAUCUUGAUUGAAAAAGUUUUGGACAAAGAAAAAUGGUGGGAAGGAGAAGUGAACAUGCUGGCAGGAAAGGGGCUUAAAGCCGUCUGCGGACCGGACUGUUGUUACAAAAGCCGAGCAACCAACAGCCUGAGUGGCGACAAGAACAUCAGCAGUGACCACAAUUACCUCUACUCUGAUUGUGAAGAUCAGAACAUGUUGAACAAACCGUUUAAUUCCCACUCAGAGAAAACGAUCAAUAAUCAAACAUGUGAACCAGAAAGAGACGAAGAACCAGAACUGCUGAAGCUGCAAAGCUCUGACGGCUCCAAGCGAGAGUGCGACGAGGAAAUCAACGGUUCAGAGACGCCAGAAGCAGAGAAAACAUCUGAGAACAUCCGUCACGUAGUGGAGGAGCUGGAAAACGUUAAGAACCGAGCUCAAAGCAUUCACAGCAGCAACACCGACGAGUUGGACCGGUCAAACCUGCAAGGUUCUGGCAAGGAGUUCAUUUGGUCUGAGCAAGAGGAAGCUAACAAAGUCUCAGACCUGGAUAAAGUUCAAACCCACGACCAGAAGACAGGAGAAGAGUCGGAGCGUUCAAGUUCUCCUGAUUCCAUCGACUCUGAGCACGACUCCAAACAAGACAUGUCAGACAAGAGCCACAGUUUGGAGCUUGAAAACAUCAAGAAUCAAACUGGUGAAGAGGAGAGAGCAGAAGAGUCUGAGCUGGUAAAGCUGCAGAGCUCUGGCAAUGAGUUGACCGUCUCUGAGCCAGAUGUAAGAGACUCCGUCAACGGUCCAGAAGAGCAAAAUGACGACGAUGCGAGCCCAAAGCUGCAAGGUGGUGAAGAGCUGGAACAAGACAAAGAGGCUGCAGCAAAGCAGCAGCUGACCAACAGCAGCUACAUUUGGGAUUACGUCUCUAAAGUCAAGAACCAGACUCUGUAUCCGUGGACCACCAGAGAGUCCGAACUGCUCAAGUGGCUGAGUUCUGGUAGAGACUCUAUGGGCUCCAACCAAGACCAAUCAGAACAAGGAAAAGACGCAGGAAGGCCGGCGACUGGCUGGGGCCAUAUCUGGGACAAUGUUUCUCAAACUCUGCAGCCCUGGACCGAUGGAGAGUCCGAACUGCUGAAGUGGCUGAGUUCUAGAAGAACAGACACAGAACCAGAAACGUCUGUAGCAACGGAGCCAACAGGCAGGAGAAACCUGUGGGACUAUGUUGCUCAAGUCAAGAGCCAAACUCUGCAACCCUGGGCUGAAGGAGAUUCUGAGCUGCUCGGCUGGCUGAGUGCUGGAAGAAGCUCCAAGCAGGCCGUAACGCCAGCGAGGGAGGACCCGGAACCAGAGGGCGGCGAUGCUGCAGCGAGGGCGUCGCCUGGAAGGAGCUUUGUCUGGAAGUACGUCACCAAAGUUAGGAAUCAAACACGGUACCCGUGGAGAGCGGAGGACUCUGAGCUGCCCAGGGAUCACGCGUCUGGUUUACCCGGCGCUGGCAGAGGGUCCAGUACGCCUGCCGGCGACGGUGAAACGGGACAGCAACCAGAUCGAGCUCUAGAGAAGGUCUCCUCGAACAUUUGGGAGGGUGCUGCAAAGAACCAAACCCUGCACCCAUGGGGGUCAGAUGGACCCGAGAUUUCACAGGCAGACGGUACGCAGGACGGCCAUGACGCGGGUGGUGGACACCGUGGACGAGAAGCAAGUGAAAACCUGGUGGACAUGGCGGCGGCAAGGAGAAACCUGUGGGACUAUGUUGCUAAAGUUAAGAACCAAACCCUCUACCCAUGGAGAGCGGAGGAAGCUGAGCUUCCCAAGAACCAGUCCACCAAGUUUCAGAGCCCAGAAUUAGAGUCCAGUCAAGAUCCGAGUGACGCAAACAGGAGCCAUGUUCUGGGCUACUUUACAGGAAAGCUUUCGGAUGCUUAUAAAGACGCAGAGAGGCGACUUCAGGGCACACGAGACUUCAUCCGAAACGUGGGAGUGGACGACAUGAAGCACGCCGUGUCUCAGUACGUCACCAUGAUGUCCAAAGAUCCUCCGCUGGUCCAGCAACCAAAGCCGCACCCUGCUCUGGAAAACAAAGUUACUGUGGUGGAUCUGUCCAGGUCCGGCCCCCUUGGUGGUUCUGAAGGAUUGAAUGCAGUGUCAGAAUGGCCCAAAGGUUCUGUGUCCGCAGUCAGGAACACCGGCACAGAGGACCCCCGUCCAGAGCAGUUUUAUCAGGGCCUGGUUGAGUUGCCACCAGCGCUGGCACAACUGCGUGGUCUCUCGUCCCAGCAGAUCGUGGCGAAAACUGAAUCUCUGUCGCCUCCGAGACCCGUUACCAAGAUUCUGAGCGUCUUCUGGCUCAGAGCGGCCAGCUUUGAGCAGCCCAGUCCAAAAGCAGCUUGCCUCCUCUUGUCAGAGCAGAGCCUAACGGCAGUCUCCGCUGACUCUUCAGACGCCCUCAGACUUUUCCACCAUUUGGACCUUAGCGAAAUCAAGGAGGUCCAGAUCAGUUUGGCGGGGCAGCAUGUCCGUCUGAUGGGCUGUAGUGAGGAUUCGGUUCUGGCUGUCUUCACUCACAACCAGGAGCUGACGCAGGACUUCUGCAAGGCCGUCCUGAAGGCCUGCUGUCCUGGGAAGGUCUCUGAGGAGACUGAGACUCACCCCUUGAUCUCAGGAGACCUCAUGUCUCUGUCUCUGGACUGGACCUCCAGCGUUCCUGAUGUUCUCGUACACAGCGGUCUGAAGGUCACGUCCAGAUUCAAGCGGGUCCUUGCAGACCUGCUCUACAUCAUCCACGGGAACAUGGAUGGUCCUAACCGACCUUCUCUGGGGGACAUCCGUCCUCUGCUCUACACCAGCGUCAGGGUGGCGGGCCCCAGCGCCGUCCAGCAGGACUCUCUGGUCCAGUUCCUCCUGACGGACACCCACGUUGCUCUUCUCCAGGAGGACGGCGUGUUUCAUCCGGUGCCGCGGGGGUCCAGCCGGGUUCCCGUUCAGCCUCAGUUCAAAGGUCUGCAGCUGCGCAGGCGUUCAGACAUCCGGUGCCUGCUGGUCAGGAGGAGCGAGUCCUGCUUCUGCGUGGACGUGGUCUUCACCAACCGCAGCAGGCGAGCCGUGAAGCGGCGGGCGGAGUGGAGGCGGGGCUCGGCCGACGCGUCGUCCUCAGGCGGUCGCUGUGACUCCUGGAAACUGACCUUCGGCUGCUCCUCAGAGGCUCAGAUGCUCCUAAAACACGUGUGCGUCUGAAGGUGGACUUCACCAGACCGCGGGAACGCGCCGCAUCGCCGCCGUCACUUUUAGGACAGAUCCGUCUUCAGAGGAAGAUUAACAGGAGUUACAUUUUAAAUGUUUUUAACCUUUUUAAGCUUUUGUCACAUUGAAAUCAGACUAAAUAAAUGUGUAAUUAGUGCAAUAAAAACAAGCUGCUAACCAAAGAUAAGUUAAGAUGUUUAUUAAUAUUAACCAGGAGGGAUGAUGAUGUCACUUUACUAAUGUAGUCAUGAUGGGAAAUAACUGUGACUGUUGUAUUUUGCACAAUGUAUAUGUUAUUGAUUUAAAACUAAAUAAAGAUUUAGAUUCAGUUUGAA